AUCUUGUCCACAACUAUAAUAAGAUUGCUAAAAAGAAAUAAACGCAAAACAAACAAUGGCCCGUCCGCGCGCGCAGUCGAGCGCUGAAGGCCCCAAAGAGCCCCAUUCGGUCUCUCUCAAAGUAUUGCGCCUUUCGCGGCCCUCGUUAUCAUACCAGUAUCCGCUUCCUGUUGCCAAUACGAAGAUCUCAACCAAGGCGUCGUUGAGUUAUCCAUCUGAGAAUGCCGAUGAUCAAUUUAUCCUUAGUCCUAAUCUCACUCUACCCCCAACCUUUGGAUCCGCUUAUGUGGGCGAAACUUUCGCCUGCACGCUAAGCGCAAACAAUGAACUUUCCGAAGAUGGAGCAUCGCGCGUAAUCACCUCCGUCCGAAUCGUCGCCGAAAUGCAAACCCCAUCUCAAGUAGCCUCGCUAGAGCUCGAAUCCGCCGACCAUGAGACCGCCUCGGCAGAUGGUCUAAACAAAGCGCAAUCGCUACAGAAAAUAGUCCGGUUUGAUCUAAAAGAGGAGGGAAACCAUAUCUUGGCUGUUAGUGUUAGUUACACGGAGACGUUGAUGGGGACGGACUACCAGGCGUCUAGCGGGCGGGUGCGGACGUUUCGAAAACUAUACCAGUUUGUGGCCCAGCCGUGUCUCAGUGUGAGGACUAAGGCGUCUGAAUUACCAUCGGUAGAGGUGGAAAAUAAAUCGCUAGGGCCUUAUGGGAGGACUAGACUGUUGAGGUAUGCGCUUGAAGCGCAGUUGGAGAAUGUAGGGGAUAGUGCCGUGGUGUUGAAGCAAACACGAUUAAAUUCUAAGCCACCAUUCAAGGCGACUUCGUUGAACUGGGACUACGAGCGACCCGACGAAUCGACAUGUCCGCCGCCGACCUUGAACCCGCGGGACGUACUGCAGGUCGCAUUUCUGGUUGAGCAGGAAGAAGGACAACAGGAUGGACUGGAGAAUCUGCAAAAGGACAUAAAGCGGGAUGGUCGGGCGACAUUAGGUCAAUUAUCGAUCGAAUGGCGAGGUGCUAUGGGAGACAAGGGAUUCCUGACAACGGGCAAUCUCUUGACGCGACGACGGGCGUAGACAUAGAG
Molecule: messenger RNA, 1077 nt
Organism: Aspergillus ruber CBS 135680
Lineage: Eukaryota; Fungi; Ascomycota; Eurotiomycetes; Eurotiales; Aspergillaceae
Product: trafficking protein particle complex subunit 13
Exons: 5
Coding region: 56-1069 (337 amino acids)
Cellular component (GO): TRAPPIII protein complex
Source: RefSeq, a predicted model, not a curated record